This is a messenger RNA of Melopsittacus undulatus (budgerigar), 1025 nucleotides long. Its product is annotated as glutathione S-transferase theta-1. Lineage: Eukaryota; Metazoa; Chordata; Aves; Psittaciformes; Psittaculidae. Gene Ontology annotation, molecular function: glutathione transferase activity. Gene Ontology annotation, cellular component: cytoplasm. The coding region runs from base 19 to 804 and encodes 261 amino acids. The transcript is spliced from 6 exons. The record is from RefSeq and is a predicted model, not a curated record. Gene Ontology annotation, biological process: glutathione metabolic process.
GCCGGGCCGGGCGGCAGGAUGGGGCUGGAGCUGUACCUGGACCUGCUCUCGCAGCCCUGCCGCUCCAUCUACAUCUUCGCCCGCAGCAACAACAUCCCCUUCGAGUUCAAGCAGGUGGAGCUCUUCAAAGACUCGGUGCUGGGGAAGAAGCCGGCGGCGGGGAGCGGCUCGGAGCAGCCCCAUGCAGGGUCAUCCAAUAGUGAAGGAGCUGGCAAAGUCAGCCUCUUGAAGAAGGUACCAGCACUAAAGGAUGGAGACUUCACCCUAGCAGAAUGCACCGCCAUUCUGCUGUAUCUGAGUCGAAAGUACAACACACCCGACCAUUGGUACCCAUCAGACAUACAGAAACGGGCCCAGGUAGAUGAAUACCUCUCGUGGCAUCAGGCUAACAUCCGGGCUAAUGCUCCUAAGACCAUGUGGAUCAAGGUGCUGAUUCCCCUCUUCACAGGGCAGCCACUGCCCUCUGAGAAACUCCAGGAGGUUAUGGAGGGGCUUUCUGCUUCCCUAAAGCAAUUUGAGGAGAGGUUUCUGCAGAACAAGGCUUUUAUCAUCGGGAGUGAGAUCUCUCUGGCAGAUCUCGUGGCCGUGGUGGAGCUGAUGCAGCCUGUGGGAGUUGGUUGUGACAUCUUUGAAGACAGACCUCGGCUGAUGGAGUGGCGCAGGCGGGUGGAGGAUGCUGUGGGGAAAGAGCUUUUCCUUCAAGCCCAUGAGAUGAUCUUCAAUAUCAAAGAACUGAGCAACAUUCAAAUUCAUCCACAGCUGAAGGAGCAUCUGGCACCUGUGUUGAUGAAGAUAUUGAAAUGAAUUAACCUAUCUUACCAUUUUUCAUGCCCCUUUUGUUUUAACUGCUUCUCUGGCCCCCAGUUCUAUAUGUAACUGGAAAGAGCAUUGUAAUUCUAACACAGAAACUGCAGAGUGUUUCUCCCCCCCACCAGACCUUUCCUGUAUCUUUGUGCAUGGAAGCUGGGGAAGGCUUAAGACCUGAAACAUUAAAUUCAUCCAGAAGGCUGAGGCCCUACGGGUCA